AUGCUUCCCAUCACUGCCCUGGCCGCUCUGGCCCUCCUGCCUGCCAUACAAGCAGCCCCAGCGACCUCAACCUCCCCACAAAGCGUCUACAAACGCUGCGGCCCCGUCUCACAAUACUACAACCAAAAAGCCUCCGACUGGGACACCUACAAAACAGGCGACUGGCUAAACAACUGGUGGAACCACAACACCGACCUAAUCAACAAGAACACAGCCGGCUUCGCCGGGGCCUUCGGCCAAUGGGCCAUCGGUAAUCCGGACUGGACCUGUCGAGACGACGGGUCCAGUUCAGACUGUGAUCUGAAUCUGUGCGAUAACCGCGUCUUGAAUGAUCGUGGCAAUGAUAUCCGGCCGAGCUACUAUGUGCUUGAGUCUGUUAAUCGGUUGCACUCGUAUUUCACUGGUGUUGGGCAGGCAUUCUCGACUGCGGCGCUUGGUGCUGCUUUGUCGAAGGAUGAGUGGGCUACUACUUUUUAUAAGGAUAAGGAUGAUAAGGAUGCUACUGUUCUUAAGGAGGUGCUUAAUGCUGUUGUUACUGUUAUCGGUAUUGGGGCUUCUUUUGCGGGUCUUGGUGGUGGGCAGGUCGUUGGCGCGUUUGCUGGUGCUGGUGCUGCGCUUGCUGGUGGUGCUAAUGCUGCGGCUGGCAUUGUCCUUGGUACUCACAAAGACGACACAUUCCAAAAAUCCGCCGACCUAGGCGCCAUCCUCGGCUCCAUCGUCGUCGACUCCCUCAAAUCCUUCACAACAGCCAACAACCAGCUAAUGGGCGGAAAAUCCUACAACAACGCCGACAUCCGCAGCUACAUCUCGCACGGGGCCUUCCUCGACUUUCCCGGUGUCGACAAAAACACCGUCACAGACUCAAUGACCAGCAUGCUGAUCGGCACAGCCAUAAACAGCCUCUACCGGCGCCAAAAGAUCUUCAUCAUGGGCGGCGGCGCCUGCAACGACAACCAAGGAAUCGGCUCCGGCCCCCAGCAAGCAGUCGUCUGCCGUGACGGCAAAGCCUGGUACCUAUACUACUGGCAAGAGAACGACGUGAUCUCGACUACAUCGCAUCAAUGGGGGUGGGUUGCUAGUCCGCCCGGCGCGGACAAGCUCGGAUCGAAUGAAUACGCCAGUGUGACGGUGCAGGAUAUUAUUAAUUCCUCGCUGGACGCGUAUAAUGUUGCUGGGUAUAACUAUAAUGCUGAUACGGCGAGGGCGAGGGCUGAGGAUGCGAUUUCGAAUGCCUGGGCGAGUCCGGGGGCGAAGGGGGCUGCUUGGGAGGGCAUUUUUACGGUGCCGGUUUGUGAUGUUGGGAACGCUGUGGGUGCGGAUUAUGAGGAUAAACAGUAUAUCUUGCAGCCGUAUGGGCAUGACAGUCGGCCUGUUUGGUGUGGGGCGAUUUGUGGAGGGGAUUUGCAGAAGACGAAGGACUUUAUUCAUGCCGCUAAUAUGGAUGGGUUCAAGAGUCCGAAGCAUUUGUGCAAGUCGGCUCCUGGGUAUUAA
Messenger RNA from Penicillium subrubescens, 1491 nucleotides. RefSeq lists its product as uncharacterized. Bases 1 to 1491 code for a protein of 496 amino acids. The record is from RefSeq and is a predicted model, not a curated record. The transcript is spliced from 2 exons. NCBI's taxonomy places the organism in Eukaryota, Fungi, Ascomycota, Eurotiomycetes, Eurotiales, Aspergillaceae.